GCAACACGUAGUCAGACACAUCGGUAGCUUGCUAGACAAAAUAGCUGAACCAAUACAGCUCUUUAGACGCUUUCGUGUAUAUUAGUCACUGUGUUUUAAACCCACUUCUGUCGUCUAGUUAGUUGUCCGCUUUAAUUUAAUAUUUGCGGUGUUGUUGUUAUUAUUCAGCUAGCGGGCUGGGUAAGUUAGCAUUAGCCUAGCUAGCUAGCAUUCUCGACCAUGAGCUCACUAAGCUACUCUCCUCCUGAUAAAGAAGAGGAGGUCUGCUGCACGGAGAAAGAAGCUCUCGUCAAAGAGGAGGAGGAAGAGGAGGCUGUUACAGUACGAAAACAAGUAGAGGUUGAAGCUUUUACCGUGAAAGAAGAAGAGAAAGACGUUACAGUUAAAGAAGAGGAAGACGCGUUCAGAGUGAAAGAGGAGGCGGAUGUUACAGUAAAAGAAGAGAAGGCAGAGAAAGAGGAGGAUGCAGUUUUUGGAGUGAAAGAGGAGGAGGGGGAGAUGACUGUCACAUCCAAAAAGGAGGAGGAAGAAGAGGAGGAAACUGGUUAUCUCGGGCCGGUUUCCCAGACGCAUCUUAAGGCAUCCAACUAUGAAGUUAGCCUUAUGAUGCCUUCGGGAAACCGGUCCCUGGUUAAUACUAGAGAGAGACGGGACUAUCUUGGAUCCUCUGGGGAGCCUCAACAACCUCAUGAAGCUGAUGAGGCAAAGAAGAGUCUCUCUAGAUCAGAACACCUCAGUAAACAACAGCAGAGAUCCACAGGAGAGAAACCUUACUGCUGCUCCGACUGUGGGAAACAUUUCUCAAGAUCAAAUUCACUAAAAGUACACCUGAGAAUUCACACUGGAGGGAAAUCUCACUGGUGCUCUGACUGUGGGAAAAUAUUUAACUCUACAGUAGACCUUAAAAUACAUCAUAGAAUUCACACAGGAGAGAAAUCUUAUGGCUGUGAUCAAUGUGGGAACAGUUUUUCUCAGCUAAAAACCCUGAAAUCACACCAGAGAACACACACAGGAGAGAAACCUUAUGGCUGUGAUCAAUGUGGGAAGAGUUUUACGGUGUCAAGCUCCUUGAUAGUGCACCAGAGAACACACACAGGAGAGAAGCUUCACCAUUGUUCAUUUUGUGGGAAAAGCUUUUCAACAUCACACACCUUGAAGGUGCACCAGAGAAUGCACACAGGAGAGCGACCUUAUAGCUGUAAUCAAUGUGGGAAGUGUUUUUUUACAUCUAGCAAUCUGACAAAACACCAGAGAACACACACAGGAGAGAAACCAUAUAGCUGUAAUCAAUGUGGGAAGAGUUUUGUUCAAUCUGGAGAUCUGAAGAUACACCAGAGACUACACACAGGAGAGAAACCUUAUGGCUGUGAUCAAUGUGGGAAGAGUUUUAAUCAGUCAAGCAGCCUGAUAGUACACCAGAGAACACACACAGGAGAGAAACCUUAUGGCUGUGAUCAAUGUGGGAAGAGUUUUAAUCAGUCAAGCAGCCUGAUGGUACACCAGAGAUCACACACAGGAGAGAAACCAUAUAGCUGUACUCAAUGUGGGAAGAGUUUUGUUACAUCUGGCUGUCUGAUUACACACCAGAGAACACACACAGGAGAGAAACCUUAUACCUGUGAUCAAUGUGGGAAGAGUUUUACUCAGUUAAACAGCCUGAUUGUGCAUCUGAGAACACACACAGGAGAGAAACCAUAUAGCUGUAGUCAAUGUGGGAAGAGUUUUAAUUGGCUCAACAGCCUGGUAUCACACCAGAGAACACACACAGGAGAGAAACCUCAUAGCUGUAAUCAAUGUGACAAGAGAUUCUCAGAUAAAAGAUAUCUGAUUAAACAUCAGAAAAUGCAUAGAUGAAGGAGUUGUUUAAUGAUAUCAUGUGUAAUGUCACUGUCACUGUUUUUAACAUUGUUGUAGAAUAAUUGUAAUGUUUGUUCAAUUGAUUUGAGAUUUUUGUUGUAAAGGGUUUUAACACGGUUUCCCAUGCUUGUUCAAUGAACCAUAAACAAUUCAUGAACUUGCACCUGUGGAACGGUCCUUAAGACACUAACAGCUUACAGACGGUAGGCAAUUAAGGUCACAUUUAUGAAAACUUAGGACACUAAAGCGGCCUUUCUACUGACUCUGAAAAACACCAAAAGAAAGAUGCACAGGGUCCCUCACCAUAUGCGUGAACGUGCCUUAGGCAUGCUGCAAAGAGGCAUGAGGACUGCAGAUGGGACCAAGGCAAUAAAUUGCAAUGUCCGUACUGUGAGACAGGGAGCAACAGGGAGACAAGACGGACUGCUGAUCACCCUCGCAGUGGCAGUUCAGACUGUCCACAAUAGGCUGAGAGAGGCUGGACUGAGGGCUUGUAGGCCUGUUGUAAGGCAGGUCCUCACCAGACAUCACCGGCAACAACGUCACCUAUGGGCACAAACCCACCAGACAGGACCGGCAAAAAGUGCUCUUCACUGACGAGUCGCAGUUUUGUCUCACUAGGGGUGAUGGUCGGAUUUGCGUUUAUCGUCGAAGGAAUGAGCAUUUCACCGAGGCCUGUACUCUGGAGCGGGAUUGAUUUGGAGGUGGAGGGUCCGUCAUGGUCUGGGGUGAUGUGUCACAGUAUCAUUGGCCUGAGCUUGUUGUCAUUGCAGGGAAGACAUCCUGUGUGGUACCCUUCCUGCAGGCUCAUCCUGCCAUGACCCUCCAGCAUGAGAAUGUCACCAACCACACUGCUCGUUCUGUGUGAUUUUCUGCAAAACAGGAAUGUGUUCUGCCAAGGCCAGCGAAGAGCCCGAAUCUCAAUCCUAUUGAGCACAUCUGGGACCUGUUGGAUUGGAGGGUGAGGGCUAGGGCCAUUCCCCCCCAGAAAUGUCCGGGAACUUGCUGGUGCCUUGGUGAAUGAGUGGGGUAACAUCACACAGCAAGAACUAGCAAAUCUGGUGAAGUCCAUGAGGAGGAGAUGCACUGCAGUACUUAAUGCAGCUGGUGCCUUUUGAUUUUGACCCUCCUUUGUUCAGGGACACAUUAUUCAAUUUCUGUUAAUCACAUGUCUCUGGGACUUGUUCAGUUUGUCUCUCAGUUGUUGAAUCUUGUUAUGUUCAUACACAUGUUAAGUUUGCUGAAAGUAAACGCAGUUGACAGUGAGAGGACGUUUCUUUUUUUGCUGAGUUUAUUUGUUGUCUUAAGGGAGAAGGUGUUACGGGCUUUGGUUUUUCCAUUUAUGUUUUGAGGAUGGACUUCAGCACGUAUAGCUCAUUAGCAUGUAGGGUGCACUGAUUGUCUCCUCCUUAGUAUGUGUUACACCUGUGCUGGCUUGUCCAUCUCGUUAAUUGGAAGGUGUUUCACCUGAGCUGGCCCAGGUUCUAUUUAAGAGUGGCUGGCCCAGGUGCUCCGGAUGCUAUUUAAGAGUGGCUGGCCCAGUGCUCCAGGGUCUAUUUAAGAUUGUCUGGCCCAGUGCUCCAGAUGCUAUUUAAGAGUGGCUGGCCCAGGUGCUCCAGAUGCUAUUUAAGAGUGGCUGGCCAAGUGCUCCUGGUUAUAAUUAAGAGUGGCUGGCCAAGUGCUCCUGGUUAUAAUUAAGAGUGUCUGGCCCAGUGCAUCACCCAUAGAAUCAUAUUUUAAUCAAUGGCAUUUCCUUAGGAUGCUCAUUAGUCUUUCAAUCUUCUGUUUUUUAUCCUCUUAUGUUGUGUACUAAAUAUUUGUUUAUUCUUGUUUGUUUUUUUCCCUGUGAAGCCAUUGUGUUGCAUCCAUGUCUGAAAUGUACUAUAGAAAUAAAGCUUGAUUUAAACAUUGCAAACCAUAUUAACCCAAUGACCGACAAUCAACAGAUUCUUGCAAAACCAAUUAACAAAUAUGUGCAAAAGCAACACAUAUCUUGGUCCAUCUUAGUAUGAAAAACUGUAUAAAGUCAGUAUAUCUUCCACUAUGUCAAAAUAAUGCACGGGAUGUAAGUUUAGUAUCACUUUUCAACCACCCAUUAAAUCACACUUUUCCAGCCUGCUGAAGGCGUGGUGGAGUAGUAAACACCACCCCCAGCUCUACCAGGGGCUUGAGGUGGUCUCCUACAGCUCUGCUUAUGUCAUGUUCUGUGGCCUUGCCGUUCCAUUUCUUGACUGCCCCUGCAACACAUUUAGUCAUACUAUAUAAAACACUUAAAGUAAUGUAUAUGAAGCAUCUAUGGCCACAGUUACACCUGGCACUUAAAUGUGACUUCUGUCAUCUGAUCACUCCAAGCUGCAUUAGGUUUAGACCUACGGGGAUGGGCCUUUGACAGUCUGGAUGCAGUCAGGCCACCAAAUAUGCACAAGCAAUGUAAUGAGGUGGGGGAAAAGUAAAUUCUACACAUUUGACCUUCAUAAUAUCAAAGAACAAAUGUGUCUGUCUGAGGGGAAAUUAACUUUCAUACAGCCAAAAGGGGUGAGAAAUUACACCAAUAUCAGUGGACAAUUUGCACUAAUGUAAAUAAACAUAGAUGUUACGAAUCCCUUUGGCCCUACAGUCUAGGGGGAAUGGAAACAAGACCCGUAACAUAACUCAAGCAAAUCAUAAGAGUGAAAAACCACAGACAAUUUAAAUCUACCAUCAAACACUCAUGGGUUAUUUUAAACACACGGUAAAGGGGGGGAGGGGCUGAGCUGGACCCAAGGAAAGAAAUAAUAAAAUAUCCAAAAACACCCCUAAGCUAGACUAGCCUACUCCAAUACAGUUAACUAACUAACCAAUAAUACAGCGGGUGGUCCGCCCAGUUCUAACUAGGGUAUUUAGACAAAGGUUUUCCUACAGGUAAUGUAUGCCCAUGGGUGACUUGUCUUGGUACCCCCUUUUCCCACCAACAAACAUUAAGGAAGCACAGCAAUACAUACUCACAUAAUUCCAGACAAAUGUGACAUGUAGGAACAAAAACCAAAAGAGAGAGAGAUUGAGACAGAAAGAUUGAGCUCCAGAGAAAACAACUGACUGGGUUUUUAAACCAAGGGAAAGGGGAUGUGAUUGGGUAAGGGAAAAGGAGCAGGUAUCUUCUGAUUGCCGACUGAUUGGCGACCCAUGUGAAUAGGGGAGAAGGAAAGAAAAUACACACAGGAUACGAGUUGUCAGUGGCCGCGUUAUUAUGAGAAUGGCUGUAACUGUUCAACCAAAUCUCCUGGUGUUUGUGCUUCAACACCCUCAGUGGCUGUCGAGGCAUAUCAGUCCCCACCGCGUCCGCGUGUGGCAACCUCUUCGGUACCUGCAAACAGACGAGGAUAUCAGUCUGUGAUAUCGCAAAGUGUUUCACCAGUGGAAGUCAUCGGGUCAGUUGCUGGACUGACGCCAUUAGUGUCAUUGUAAGGGUUGACAGUCCCCCACAAAGUGGAAGGUGUAUGAUCGGAAGCAGAGUAUACUCUGGGCAUCAAUGUUUUUCUUGCUGAGACGGCCGCAGUGCUUGCGGAAGUUCCGAAGGGCAAGAGAAGUUCAUCUCAACUACCGUAUUGCACGACUGGACUUCCUCCAGAUGGUUCCUACGGGUGGUAUUCUGCUGCAUUGCAGAGUCCACUUGAUCGCUUGGAGUACUGAUUUUGGACACGUGAGUGUCACACUUGCUCCUUUCGGUCUCAAAUUUAUGUCAUGGUUUGCAGAUAGAGGUCUUGAGUACAGAGCGAGAGAUUCAGUGAUGAGAUUUCCUCCGCUUGCUUAGAAAUCAAUAUUUCCAUCUUCAUCACCUGAGUUCUCUCAUCAUUCAUUUGGUCAUCGACUUCAAUGAGUUCUGCUGAUUUGUCAUCCAAAUUUGUCGUUAUGUUCAUUAACUGAUCGUCUUUGGUCUGCAGCGUUUUGAGUAGAACCGUGUUACUCUGAGUAACGUUCAACAAAACUGCAUGCAUUUUAUCAAGUUGAGCUCUCCUGUUUGUAGAUAACUCUUCAGAUUUAUCUAGUUUGGCGUGAAAAUCAUCGUAUUUAGUUUUGGCUAAAUCGAGUUGUUCCUGUAGCAUAUGAUUUUGUUCCUGUAGAAGAUGAUUUUGUUGAAGAGCUUGUGCUUGUUCAUCGUCAUACGUUUUUGCAAUUACAUUUAAUUGUUACAUUUUCAAGCGCAGUUCCAUAGCUAGCAGAAUUUUUCAAUUUUCUGCAUUUGUCAUUGGUUUCCCGGUUCUCUCCACCUGUCCCUUUAUGUCUACCAUUACCUAUUCGUGCUUCAGCUGUGCACUGCGGAAUUGGACCGAUGCCAAUCUCGGAUGGCAAGACAUCAGGGCUAGACUGGAGAGAACCUUUACGAGGCCUGCGCCUGAUGGUUGAUUUUGGAAAGCGUUGUUGUCUGCUUUUCCACGAAUGGCAUAAUUAGGGUUGGUAUCGCUGCUGAGGUCAGAGAUCAAUCCAUUUAUGGGUGGAGGUUCACUAAUUAGCGGGCGAGUAGGGGACUCCCCCCUCUGAUAGCUUGCACAUUAUUGGAACAUUUGAAAGGAAAAAUGUUAUUCCUAAUUUUCCAGUUUGGUUUUGGAAUAUAGUGGGAGCUGCAAAGACGAUUUUAAACUAUUUAUAGAUGUUAAUGAACCAUCAGUACUGGACAGUAUUGUGGAAGUUGGACGUGAAUGAAUUUGCAAAAGCAAAUUGUCCUCUAACCAGUGAGGUGAAAUAUAUCUCCCAUUUCCAUUUGUUUUUUUAGUUGUGUUCGUUUCAACAUCACAUGCAACCUGAUUUACCCCCUAAUCGAUAUCAGUGAUUUAUUGCAACUUGUCAAAACAACAGCGUUUCUGGUGCUUGUGCAGUUCAUUAAGGUGCUUGUUUAAGAAAAAUUCAAGUAAUAUGAUUAUUGUGGCAGAUGUUUGUGUAUAUAGCAAGUUUGGACAAGUUUGCUUACCACCAAAAGAAAACAACUUCCAUUUCACAUAAUAAUCAACGACAAUGCUUCACCUUCUACAAUAUAAACAUGGUGUCGACUGGCUGUCAACAAUUAGCUUCUAGAUCUCUCAUCUACCUAAAACUCACUAGCUUCUAGAACUCUCGUCUUCCUAAAAUUCACUAGCUUCUAGAACUCUCCUCUUCCUAAAACUCACUAGCUUCUAGAACUCUCGUCUUCCUACAACUCACUAGCUUCUAGAACUCUUAUCCCCUUAGAACGAGUCCAAACAAAACUCAUCUCCAAUACAGAAAAAAGUGUCAAAAUAAAUUGUGAUCCAUGGAAACACACUGGCUUAACGCAUAACACAAAUAUAUUUGACUUCCAAACAUUGAGACAAUCAGCAACCAAGUUGUCCUUACCACAGACAUGUCUGAUUUCAAGAGGAAACUCCUGCAAUAUCCGUAGUAACUUUCCACCUCACUGCAGAGCUUAUCUCUCUCUUCUCAGGGUUCACUCGAUAGGCAUGUUGUUGGAUCGGGGCCCAGUCCCCAAUGUCAUGCUCUAGUAGAUUUGGGUUGGCAUAUCUGAGAAUUAACCCUGAUAUUAUAAAAGCAGGAUAACAAUUCCAAUAUAAUUGUACACAAAAAUGGUCAGUUGGUUGCAUAAAUAAUUAUUACUUAAUGUUGCAUGAAUUGUAAAUAUAAAAUAUCAAAAGCAAAUGUACACCCCUUUGUUAAUAUGUAGUGGCAAUAAUUCACUUAGUGGUGAGGCAUGGAAUAAUAAAACAUGUAUUUUUUGUAAGGCUGAAUGUUUGAAAUAUGAGGUGAUUUGAGUCAUGCUUCUUCGGUAGUGGAAUAAAGACAAUUAGCACAUGAGUGUUGUCAAGAAAUGCUGGAGUGAUGUUGGAUUGUUAAUAAAAUUGAUUAUAGACCAAUGUAUUAUACUGUGUCCAUGUGUUUUGUGUCACGGCCCCUCUGCAGUGCAGGGGCGGUUCCUCCUGCAGGCAUAGGAGGGUCGUUAGUGAUUGGAGUCACCUGGGCUCAGGGUAUUUAAACCGCUUCACUAAUCACUCGUCUCUCUCUGCUCCUCCAGGUAUGAUCCUGUUUUGUUUGUUCCUCUGCAGUUUUGCAUAGUUUUCCACUCAGUCAUUCACACACACACACAGAUUCACGCAUCCCUGCACUUCACAUACACCUUAUAUUAUGAUACUUUCACACCUCAUUCCUUUUUCUUUGUUUAAAGUUAAUAGUUUGGUUUACAAUAAAGAACCUUUUUGAUUGGCCUAUA
Oncorhynchus nerka (sockeye salmon) is the source of this 8071-nucleotide messenger RNA. RefSeq names its product zinc finger protein OZF-like. The coding region runs from base 220 to 1854 and encodes 544 amino acids. The record is from RefSeq and is a predicted model, not a curated record. The transcript is spliced from 2 exons. Lineage: Eukaryota; Metazoa; Chordata; Actinopteri; Salmoniformes; Salmonidae.